Molecule: messenger RNA, 1119 nt
Organism: Serendipita indica DSM 11827
Lineage: Eukaryota; Fungi; Basidiomycota; Agaricomycetes; Sebacinales; Serendipitaceae
Source: the annotation of a GenBank genome assembly
AUGCAAAACGCCGGCCCUCUCCUCUCUGUCGAGGUCAAGAUGACCCCAGAGCAGUAUAGAAAACGUAAAGUCGCCUUGAUCACCGGUAUCACUGGUCAGGAUGGUUCUUAUCUGACCGAGUUCUUGCUGGAAAAGGGCUACGAGGUUCACGGUAUCAUCCGUCGAUCGUCCAGCUUCAACACCAGCCGUCUUCAGCACCUCUACGAGGACCAGCAUGAGCGGCCGACAAAGUUCCAUCUGCACUACGGAGAUCUGACAGACAGCACCAACCUCGUGUACAUCAUUGCCUCUGUCCAGCCCUCUGAAGUCUACAAUCUUGGAGCACAGAGCCACGUCAAGGUCUCGUUUGAGAUGGCAGAGUACACGGGUGACGUUGACGCACUAGGCACCCUCCGACUUCUCGACGCUAUCCGAACGUGUGGAUUGGAAAAAUUUGUUCGUUUCUACCAAGCUUCGACCUCUGAGCUCUAUGGCAAAGUCGUUGAAACGCCUCAAUCGGAGACGACACCAUUCUACCCUCGCUCCCCGUACGGAGUUGCAAAGAUGUACGCCUUUUGGAUCACGGUCAACUAUCGUGAGGCAUAUGGCAUGUAUGCGUGCAACGGUAUCCUGUUCAACCACGAGAGCCCACGUCGUGGAAGGACGUUCGUCACACGCAAAAUUUCCAGGGCUGUGGCGGAUAUCCACCUUGGCAAACAAAGUUGCCUCUAUCUCGGUAACAUUGAUGCUCAGCGUGACUGGGGACAUGCUCGGGAUUACGUCGAGGGUAUGUGGCACAUGCUUCAGCAAGAGACUCCAGAGGACUUUGUUCUCGCCACGGGUGAGACCCACCCUGUGCGUGAGUUUGUCGAAAAGGCCUUUUCCCACGUCGGAACUACCAUCAAGUGGCGUGGCGAAGGUGAAGAUGAGGAAGGCGUAUGCGCGCAGACAGGCAAGGUCCUCGUAAAGGUUGACAGGCGCUACUUCCGUCCAGCUGAAGUCGACCUCCUCCUCGGCAACCCCGCCAAGGCAGAAAAGAAGCUCGGGUGGAAGAGAAAGGUCACAUUUGAUGAGCUUGUCAAGGAGAUGGUAGAAGCCGACGUAAAGGCCUCUAGCGGUCUCGUCGAGGACCAAAACUAG